Messenger RNA from Physcomitrium patens, 3909 nucleotides. RefSeq names its product DELLA protein RGA2. The record is from RefSeq and is a predicted model, not a curated record. NCBI's taxonomy places the organism in Eukaryota, Viridiplantae, Streptophyta, Bryopsida, Funariales, Funariaceae.
UCGGCUUGGAGAGGACGCCGGACAUUCUUUGAUGCAUCGGUGGUGUUUGGAUGAGAAAAAUAUGAGACCGCGGGAGUUAAGGCCCGGGUGUCGAAGGGUGUUGAGAUUUUCCGCAACGGCUUGUCCCGGCAGACACGGACGGCGACUCGCGGAAGGGGAAUGGAGGGACGGCUCCACUUUCGAACGGAAGCUUGGUCUUGUAUCCUCCUCCAUCGCCGUCGCCUCGCAGCCACUGGAGUUUUCCCACUCCAGCUCCAGUUUGAUUCGAUGAGCGCGGGAGAGAGAUGAUGGUGAUGAUGAUGCGGGGAGUGAGUAGAGGUGAAUGUUGUCGCUACUGAUACAGCAACCCUGUGCUUUGUGUGCCAUGCUUUCUGUCACUGAGACGGAUCAGCCCCGGCCUGUUGUCUGCGUGGAGUUUGGAUCGAUGGCGUGUGGUGAUUAAGGUGGGGAGGUGCAACGGUUGGCGUGGAUUGUAGAGAAGAGGCGACGUGAGUAGUGUUCUGAGUGAUGGGUGUUGGUCGGAUUGUGACGUCGAGGGGGAUGGUGCAUGGAGGAGUUGUGGGAUUUGGGGGGUGAGAGUUUGUGACGAGAGCUUCCUCGAUGGAUGGGUUGGGUUGGAAAGAGAAAGUGACGAUAUACUGUGUUUUAGUGAUGUUAUGUAGGGUGUGGUGAAGGCGUGUGGUGGACGAGAACGGUGUUGAGGUUGUGGAAUGAGAGAAAUUGGAGUGCUAGAAUACGGAGAGAUGUUGUACACUGGGGAGCUUGAUGAGUUGUUCCGUCUCCCCGCGGUGAAGACGGGAAGAUCAAGCAGUCCGUCGCUGCCAUGCUCCAACGCUAGCAGUCAAUAUGGCCUGCAUUCGCAGAGGAGUGAAUUGGGACUGUCGGGGAGCCCGUCGCAUCGAGGUGGUAUGAGUGGGAACAACCGUGUGUUGUUGCCGGGGAAGUUUGUGCUGAAGAAAGGCCUGGAGCCGUGGUCGACCGUAGAGAGGAGGGGCGAGCAGCUCUCCAGCACGGACCCCGCUGGCUCCCCGAGCUUUCGAAGAGCGGGCACCACGAUGUGGCCGGACAAGACCUCGACAGCAUGCGAGGCUGAGACGUCCACUGGGCAGUGGACGAGCCCUCGUUGUGGAGAGGAUCCUCGUAAUGAGGGCGAUUUGAUACAUUUCCACCAGCACCAGAAUCAGAGUACGAGCAACAGUCCGUUGUGCCCCGGUACUCCAAUCAGACAUCAUUAUUCUCAGAUGGCACCUUCGUCUCCACUGCAGAUUAUCUCUUCCCCGGAUGUGAAGAAAUGCAUUGCUCCGAUGUCCGAGCCCAGGUCUGUGCUUGACCUAACUAUCAGUCCGCAGCAGCAUCAAUUACCCACCAUCCGAGCCACUCUUCCGCGCCGCUUUCGAGAGACUUUUCUCGAGCACAAUGUGGCACCUGUCACCGCACCCAGCUUGAGCCCCUCCCCGCGCGUGCUGAACUUCGAGAGUUGUAGUAAUGGCAGCACUAAGAGUGGAACCUUUGCGGACCAAUACGGUCCCAGCCCAACCAAUGCCAGUACUUGGGCGCCAGAUCUUGCGACACAGGGCUAUCCGACCUCUAUCCCUACCCACAAGGUAGAGGAGCUUCCCGUCUUGCCCACCGCACAGAGCUUUAUUCAGGAAACAUCAAGCCUGGAUGAAUGGGAGGCGGCCACUAUAACGUCCCCGCAGCACAAGCUUCGUGCUAAACAAUGGAUGGUGUCGCUGAUGGAGGAUCUCCGAAACGCAGAAGAUGCGAACAGCGCCCAGGAGACUGAAGAAUGCACGACUCCUUUUACUCCCGGCGUCGAUUCCUGUGCUCCAUAUUUUCUGACUUCCCAGAAUGGUCUCGGCUCUCCCUGCCCCAGUGAUUACACGGGCGAUGAUACUCCUCGUGGCAGUAGAUUGGAGCACUUGCAGGUGGAGAGCCCUUGUGGUACUCCUCGUGGUGGUGGCGAUGGCGAAGACGCGCAAAACUCUCCUGUCAUGGUGGGCCAUGAGCUCGUCACCCUUCUCAUCGCGUGUGCUGAAGCUGUCUCUACCCAGAGCCUAAGCCUGGUUAAUCAUCUCCUGCAAAAGCUGGGCGAGCAUGCGUCCCCCCAAGGUACUGCCAUGCAGCGAGUUGCUGCAUACUUUACAGAAGGAUUAGCAUGCCGGGUUGCCCAUCUUUGGCCGCACGUCUACCAGCCCCUCCCAACUCACUCUAAUCUCAAUGACGAGCAACUCCAGACAGCGUUCCAUCUUCUCAACCACGUCGUGCCUUACACGAAAUUUGCGCAUUUCACUGUCAAUGAUAUAAUCUUGCAGGCUUUUAACGGCGCUGACCGCGUGCACGUCAUCGAUUUCGACAUCAAGCAGGGUCUGCAGUGGCCAGCGUUGUUUCAGAGCUUAGCUGAGCGGGAAUGUGGCCCGCCCUCACACAUCCGCAUCACAGGAAUUGGGGAAUGCAAGGAUGACCUUCUGGAGACAGGUGAUCGGCUAGCAGAAUUUGCCGAGGAGUUCAACAUUCCCUUCUCCUUCCAUGCGGUUAUAGAUAGGCUUGAGGAUGUGCGAUUGUGGAUGCUGCACGUGAAGGAGAACGAAGCAGUUGCUGUCAAUUGUAUCUCUCAGUUUCAUCGGUUGCUGUAUGAUUCCGGGGAAACCAUUAAAGAUUUCUUGAAUCUGAUUGGGAGCACCAAACCUAGGGUGGUGGCCAUUGUUGAGCAAGAAGGGAGUCACAACAGUCCUCACUUUGAGGGCAGGUUCUUAGAGUCCCUGAAAUACUAUUCUGCAAUUUUUGAUUCUCUGGAAGCCAAUCUUUCAAGAGAGAGUUGCGUCCGUGUCCAGGUGGAACAGCUAUUUGCUCUUGAGAUUCGCAACAUCCUGUCGUGUGAGGGAGCUGAAAGAGUUGAAAGGCAUGAGGAUACCGCAAGGUGGAGCGUACUUUUGAGCCAAUCUGACUUUGUCAAUGUGCCGCUUGAAGACAGUGCUAACACCCAGGCUCAAAUUCUCCUCCGCAUGUUUGAUUCCGAUGGGUACACAUUAACAGCGGAGAAUGGUUCGCUUACUCUUGGAUGGGUGGAGCAACCGCUUCUCACUGUAUCAGCUUGGAAACCUGAUAAGGAUUUUGUUCUCACAGGGAAAAGUUUGGUCACCAAUGAAAAACAACAGGCUGUGUGAUCAUUGCAUGAUAUGCUCCAAACCGGUAUGAUUCAGGAGGCCUGGAAGAGGGGAAAGCUCUGGUCAGUCUUACAUUCUUGUACAGCAAUUAAACGAGUUCAUGCUGGCAUUGAGGUCUUCGAUACGAGGUAGUCUAGUAGUUGUAAAUUCAGUUGCAGUACAUUUUUGAAAGCUUGGAACUGGUUUACUUAUCUUCCGCGGGUCAAUUUGUGGUGGCCGUCAGGAACGAAUUCUUUGACAACUGAUCAACCUUCAAAGCAAUUGUACAGCCCUACUCAACGUUAUCUCGACUUCAUUGAAAAUCUUAUAGUGAAAAUGUCGGGGCGAGAUUAUUCUCAUCGAUCCAUUUGAUGAGCAAUAUUACCAUUAGCGACUAGCUGCGCUAUUACUAUUUUAAUGAAUCAGUAAAAGUGUGUAGUGCAGCUGGCAUGAUCUUACUCACAUACCACUUAUCUGUUACACGAUUCAUUCUCAAUCGCUGAAGCUAGGCCACUAUAUGUUGCUGUUUUUCUUUUAUCUCCCAACUCCAAUCUCGGUAACUAUGGAGUCGAGGUGCUUGGAUAAUGAAGUACCGUUUACCAGUAUGCGUUGCACUGAUGAACCAAACCGAGAAAAGGAGAGGAUUGGGCCUUCUGUGCUAAUACCCGAAGUUUUGUAGUUCCAAGGUAGUGAAACGUAUGCCUGAUACCGUAAAUGAUAUGUAUUGAAGGAAAAAAUUAUCAUCUUUGAGCGUAUUGAGGAA